GCUUGCGGCUGUGUUUUGAGAGGAGAAAUACUGAGGCUGGGACCGUCAGGAGACUGUGACUGGAGUGGGUCAUGACAGCGAGGGAAGUGGACUGGGGCUGCAAGGCCACUGUGACCGAGGUACAGUGACAGCCUGGGGACUGUGACCCAAGUGUGGCUGCUUGUCGCGGUCUGCGCCCCUGAGCAGUAAGUGCGAAGGACUCUGACCUCGAAGAGCACGAGGCAGAGGCUGCGGCGGGACUAUGACCGAGUCCAAAUUCAGAGACUUCCUGAAUUCUGUCAUAUUCCCUGCCUUAGAGCCUCAAGAUCCCAGCCCACUGAGGAAAGAGUUAAAAGAAGAUGGAUGCACAGAGUUCUGCUAAAGUCAAUUCGAGGAAGAGGAGGAAAGAGGCACCCGGACCUAAUGGAGCAACGGAGGAAGAUGAAAUUCCUUCAAAAGUGCAGCGCUGUGCAGUUAGCUUAAGGCAGCCAGCUCCUUUUUCUGAUGAAAUUGAAGUUGACUUUAGUAAGCCCUAUGUCAGGGUAACUAUGGAAGAAGCCUGCAAAGGAACUCCUUGUGAGCGGCCUGUAAGAGUCUAUGCAGAUGGAAUAUUUGACUUAUUUCAUUCUGGUCAUGCCCGGGCUCUGAUGCAAGCAAAGAACCUCUUUCCUAAUACAUACCUCAUUGUGGGAGUCUGCAGUGAUGAGCUAACACACAACUUCAAAGGCUUCACUGUGAUGAAUGAGAAUGAGCGCUAUGAUGCUGUGCAGCACUGCCGCUAUGUGGAUGAGGUGGUGAGGAACGCCCCCUGGACCCUGACCCCCGAGUUCCUGGCAGAGCACCGGAUUGAUUUCGUAGCCCAUGAUGAUAUCCCUUACUCUUCUGCUGGGAGUGAUGAUGUUUACAAGCACAUCAAGGAAGCAGGCAUGUUUGCUCCAACACAGAGGACAGAAGGUAUCUCCACAUCAGAUAUCAUUACCCGGAUUGUCCGAGACUAUGAUGUAUAUGCAAGACGGAACCUCCAGAGAGGCUAUACAGCAAAGGAGCUUAAUGUCAGCUUCAUCAACGAGAAGAAAUACCACUUGCAAGAGCGGGUUGACAAAGUGAAGAAGAAAGUGAAAGAUGUAGAAGAAAAAUCAAAAGAAUUUGUGCAGAAAGUGGAAGAAAAAAGCAUUGACCUCAUCCAGAAGUGGGAGGAAAAGUCCCGAGAAUUCAUUGGAAGUUUCCUGGAAAUGUUUGGUCCAGAAGGAGCACUGAAACAUAUGCUGAAAGAGGGAAAAGGCCGAAUGCUGCAGGCCAUCAGUCCCAAGCAGAGCCCCAGCAGCAGCCCUACUCGGGAGCAUUCCCCAUCCCCCUCCUUCCGGUGGCCCUUCUCUGGCAAGACUUCCCCAUCUUCCUUCCCAGCAAGUCUCUCUAAGCACAAUGCUGUGACCUGUGACAUCAGUGAGGAUGAAGAAGACUAGGUUUCAUCCCUCCUUUCCUCUCCCCUCCCUCUGUCCCAGAACCUUCAUAAGCUCUCUGUCGAAUUCCACUUUGUGAUCCCAACACUAAACCCAAGGACAUCUACAAAGAAAAGACAAAUGGGGCAAGAGGACCUGGGAAUGGGGGAACCCAAACAGCCCUUGCCCUAACAGCCAGCAUCGCCCACACCAAGGAGGCUGACUCAGCUUAGAAGCCCUCUGUGCAUCCGUCUCCCUCCCCAAGGACUUUGCUUUACUGUUUAUGCUUGACAGGGAGAUAGUCAUUUUUAUUAAUUUUUUAAAAAACUAGUCUUUCAAAUACAGUGAGUAGAACUAAUUUUUUUCUCCUGAGGAGUGGGCAGAAGAAGGAAGUAUGUUAUACCCAGAGGCCUUUUCUUCCUGAGACACUAGUAUUUGCCUUUUGUUCUGAAGCAAAGUGGCUUGCCAGGUCCUUCAAACAGUAAGCCAUGCUGAUGGGUCAUUUGGGGGGAAUAUUGUAAUUUUGGUUUCCUUAAAAUCUCAAAGCUGAAUUAGUCCCAAGUCCCUUAACUGUACUGCUGGCACAUGUGUCAGCAUGGCUGUGGAAGGAGAAGAUCUGAGCCUAACUUUUGUUACUCCCUGUGGAGUUUCUUGUUGGACCCAAUGGGGUCCAUGAAGAUACUGAUGGGGAUGGAACCAAACCACAGAGCGUUGACUGUAGAUUUUCUGCUGUGUUCAUCUUCUCAGAAAAAUUCUGUUGCCCAAUUAUUUGGGAGUUCUUGUUAGUUUGUUUCCUGCAACCUACCUGUAAAGGAAGGAACAUGUUGAGAGUUACUGUGAUUGGAGAGGAGAGUGUAACAAAACAGUCCAGUGCAAAGUCAGCUGAGAUGGAGUUUCUGCAGGGAUAAGUCCCUAGCUCCGCAACUCCUGUUUCAUUGCUAUCUCCUGGAUUUAUACUAAGGAUACUCUGUAAAUGUCUGUAGCUUGAACUUUAUCUGUUGAUCCAUGUUGCUUACUGCCAUAUUAAUACUUGGAUUUUCAUAGGGCACACAGGCAUAAGCGUAAGGAAACACUCAUUCCUGAAACAGCCUUACCUGGAUCUCUACCCCUCUUAAGAAUAUUCUUAAGUAGAAUCAAUACCCUAUGAAGUCUCCUUUCUUUUAAGGGCUGCAACUGGCAGGGACUUCUUCCACUGCUCCUCCAGAAAGCCGCGAGCAUGGGCUAAAUUACUAGCAUAAAGAGAUUCUCUUUCUGGCCCAUCUGUGCCUUGUGGUUAUGAUCCCACCUCACCUGUUAGGUUGCUCAAGGGGAAUCCAGUACUUGAAUUCAAAUCAAAGAAUGCUGAUUCUUGGCACUUGCUACUGAACAUGAUCUGAUGUUUUUAGUCCCCCUACAUCCCAUCUCAGCUCCAUGGCCUGGAGGAUCAUUACCACCAGUAAUCCUGUAGUUGGAUUAAGGGCAAAAUUGUUUAUGCUCAUUCUUUGUCACUCAGAUACCCCUUGUGGGGGUGGAGCCUUAGUGUUUUCAGCAGAGAAGCACAUUUUCUCCUUUCUUAUACUUCUGCUAGGACUGUGAGCAUUUUAUAGUCCUCCCUGAACACUUUCUGGUAGAAAGCUGUACUGCCGCUUAAGGGUCCCAGGCUAGCUCCACAGCCUGACAGCACAACAGGACUACCUAGGCUCCUGAACUGAUGUCACCCCGGCAGGUAAAGCACAGAGGAGGAGGGGGCAAAGAUGUGCAAUGUCUUGUCCUGUGGCCUGUGGCAACUCCAUUCUAACUUUUCAUGGAGUGCUGUUUUCACUGUCAGCUCUGGUCCAAAUGGCUUUGGUCUCAAAUCCUGUCUUUGAAACAGUUGAAAUUAGUGUUUCUGUAUGCUACAGCUUUAUACGGCUUAUUUUGUACUACAGUCUUCUCUUGGAGGAACUCUGCCUGUUUCUCUCUGCCUCGUUGUCCGUUGUAUACAAAGGUGAUGACAUCACUGUGUAGUCAUUCCUCAGCUGUAUUGUCUGGGUCCCAAAUAUUUGAACCCCACAAUUUGAACCCCACACUGGGGGGUGAUAUAGCUAAGGCUGGCCUGCGUACCUGUUCUUGGAAUGCCCCCUCCUUUACUGUCUCCUAACACUCAUAUUUUCAGAUAAUUUGGACAUCAGCAAAAACUUGUAUGAUAUGUUAGAUACUUGGGUGCUUGAACAGGGUGCUGCUGGAGUGACACACUAUUGAGCACUUGUUCCUAGUUAAAUGUAGUUAAGGGUGUGAACACUAUGGCUCUGACUAAUCUUCACCUCUUCAAUAUGAAUGCUUGAGCCUGUGCAACCUCAGCUCUGGAGCUGUUUCCCUGAGUCCCACAUGAGAAAGCAGGCAGCAUGGAAGGGUUGGGUGUGGUAAAGAUGGAAGAACCUUAGCUGUUUGGCCUUGGAGCCUCUACCAUAGGAAAGAGUUGAAGACCAAGGCUUUUUAGCUGGUGCUGAGAGGGAGCCAAGGCAAGAAGUUUGCUUUUGUCAUACACUACGCUCAUGAGACUGAAAAGCAGAAGCUGCAACUUUAGAGAAACAAGAAAUGGAUCAUUAGUGCUGAAGCAGCUGCCUCUGACAGUUAAGCCAAAGAAAGGCUGGCCCUCUGCAGAGCUUGAGAAGGCUGGGAAUGUGAAGAGUGAAAAUCACAGGAAAGUGCUGGGUGGUGGCACAAGUCUGUAGUCCCAGCACUUGGGAGGCAGAGGCAGGCGGAUCUCUGUGAGUUCAAGGCCAGCCUGGUCUACAUAGUGAGUUCCAGGCCAGCUGAGGCUACAGGGAGACUCUAUCUCAAAAAGACUCAAAAAAAAACCACAAAAGGGAAGGUUGAGAGGCCUUUGACCUUUUCUAGUCACUGAUAAUUUAGGCAGCACCCAAGUUACUCUUGUUUACCUUGUGGCCACAGCCCUUCAGGCCGUCUAGGAUGCCUCCGCCUCCACAGAGGUUCUUCUUGGUACUCUGUUUCUGCAUCUCUUCACUCGUGGGUAGCUUACCUUCUUACCUUUACCUUCUUAAACCCUGCUCCAUAUCAAUUCUUCCCAAAUCAGUUCCUAAAUCUUCCCAAAUCCCUUCCCAAAUCAGUCCUGGGUCCCUGCUUUGCUUUAAUUCCUCAAAGUCAUAGUUUCUAGAUACCUGUCAGCUUACAUGCACCAGAAGUUGAACUAAUGCAGGUUCAAAGAAAAAGCUCUCUUAACAAUGUUUUAAAAACUAAUGGUAUUUUUAAAGCUUACCAAUACAAGUAUUUUUAAAGGUUAUAUUUUUCAAAGUCAUAAAAAUGGUUGUUGUUUUCUCAUAGAAUAGAUUAUCAUGGCUAAAGAGUGGUCCCUAGCUACUAUUUUUCAAAAUAAGUAGAGCAUGUUCUGGAAUUAUAAUACUAUUAAAUGCUAAUUACCCUCAAAAAAGAGAAGAUUUUUCUGUCUGCCAAAGUUUUUUUUUUUUUUCCUCAUUGCAGCUGAUUUGUUUGUUUGUUUGUAUGUUUGAAGCAGGGUCUCCCUGUAGCCCCAGCUUUCCUGGAACUCACUAUGUAGACCAGGCUGGCCUUGAACUCACAGAGAUCCGCCUGCCUCUGCCUCCCAAGUGCUGGGACUACAGGCAUGCGCCACCACGCCCGGUGUCUGCCAAAGUUUUAUGUUAGCACACAAACUGGGGUGGAGAAGAAAACUGCCAGCCUGAGGGUUUGGAUGACUCAGGCUGUGUUCUUUAGGUUUGAAGUGGGACUUCCUCCCUUUGGGGAGGAACUGACAGCGUAAGAAUUGGUUGGGUGCUUUGUGUUGAGGAUCCUGAACAGGAGAAAGUGUUGAAAGAGCUACAUGCUAUGGCGUGGACAUUCACCCAUCACCAGUGCAAGUCCAUGCGGACAUCUCCUGAAGCUGAAGUUUGCAUAUCAUUUUCCUGUCUAUUAAACUGUUCAGAGUCAUUUUGGCUUUUGUCAUUUAGCCAAAUAAAGGCAAUGUGGUUUUCCCUCUUG
Molecule: messenger RNA, 5393 nt
Organism: Nannospalax galili (Upper Galilee mountains blind mole rat)
Lineage: Eukaryota; Metazoa; Chordata; Mammalia; Rodentia; Spalacidae
Gene: Pcyt1a
Product: phosphate cytidylyltransferase 1, choline, alpha
Exons: 10
Coding region: 339-1442 (367 amino acids)
Biological process (GO): CDP-choline pathway
Cellular component (GO): endoplasmic reticulum
Molecular function (GO): phosphatidylcholine binding; choline-phosphate cytidylyltransferase activity
Source: RefSeq, a predicted model, not a curated record